Molecule: messenger RNA, 4102 nt
Organism: Cornus florida
Lineage: Eukaryota; Viridiplantae; Streptophyta; Magnoliopsida; Cornales; Cornaceae
Product: phosphoglucan, water dikinase, chloroplastic
Exons: 19
Coding region: 167-3769 (1200 amino acids)
Biological process (GO): phosphorylation
Molecular function (GO): kinase activity; starch binding; ATP binding
Source: RefSeq, a predicted model, not a curated record
UUUGGUUCAAACUAUCACCACUCCUCCGUCUCUCUCCAGCACUCUCUUGCACCUAUAUGAUAAACGGACGGUCUUGGAGACACUGAAAAACUGAAACCGUUCACAUCUCUUUCUCUCCUUUCCUCUCUCUCUCCAUAUAUAUCUAUAUGUGUAUCUAUAUGCUGUAAUGGAUUCUCUGCGUGUAUUGGGCGUCUGCUCUACUGCUACUGCUACUGCUACUUGUGCAUCCACACGAAACCAUCUGAGAGGGCAAUCCAGAUUCCUCCUCUACCGUCAAAGCCAACAAAAUGCUCUCACUUUCUUGAGGCCGAGAACUACUCUCCCUCUCCAUAGUCUUGAAUUUGUGGAUCAAUCUAGACACUCUUCUCGAAUCGUCUGUGGUGUUUCUUCUACUGAAACCAGAGAGGAAGAGAAGCAGAAGAUGGGAUCCGGGCCACGGCGUGGGAAGGUGCUACUACGCGUCCGACUUAAUCACCAAGUUGAAUUUGGCGAGAGUGUUGCAAUUUUGGGAUCGGCAAGAGAAUUUGGCUCAUGGAAGAAGAAAGUGGCGAUGAGUUGGACAAAGGAUGGAUGGUUUUGUGAGUUGGAACUAAAGGGGGGAGAAUCUGUUGAGUUCAAAUUCGUGUUUAUGGGAAAGGACAAGAGUGUGGUUUGGGAAAGUGGUGAUAACCGUGUGUUGAAGCUGCCAAAAGGAGGGAGUUGUCAGGUAGUUUGCCGAUGGAACAUGACUUCUGAGGCUGUGGAUUUGUUGCCUUCAGUUUCAGAAGAGCAUGGUGAGGAAGUGAGGGGUGAUAAUAGGUCUGCAGUAUCUAAUGGUUCUACUAAUUCGGAGGGGGUGACGAGUCCUUUUGUGGAGCAAUGGCAAGGGAAGGCUGCAUCAUUUAUGCGAUCAAAUGAGCAUCAUAACAGAGAAUCAGAGAGAAAGUGGGACACUUCGGGACUUGAAGGGAUUGCUUUAAAGUUAGUGGAAAGUGAUCGGACUGCCCGUAAUUGGUGGCAAAAGCUUGAAGUUGUCCGUGAGCUAUUACAUGGAAAUGCGGAGAGCGGGCAUCGCUUGGAGGCUCUCAUAUAUUCUGCUAUCUAUCUUAAGUGGAUAAACAUAGGACAAAUUCCGUGCUUUGAAGGUGGAGGUCAUCACCGGCCAAACAGGCAUGCUGAGAUUUCCAGGCUUAUAUUUCGUGAAUUGGAAAGGAUUUCCUGUAUGAAAGACACUUCACCUCAGGAAGUACUUGUCAUCCGCAAAAUUCAUCCAUGUCUGCCAUCUUUUAAAGCAGAAUUUACUGCAUCUGUUCCUCUAACACGAAUUAGAGAUAUUGCUCAUCGAAAUGAUAUCCCUCAUGACCUUAAGCAAGAAAUCAAGCAUACAAUACAAAACAAGCUUCACCGAAACGCUGGCCCUGAAGAUUUGGUUGCUACAGAAGCAAUGCUUGCAAGAAUUACCAAGAACCCUGGAGAAUAUAGUGAAGCAUUUGUAGAACAAUUCAAUAUAUUCCAUCAUGAACUCAAAGAUUUCUUCAAUGCUGGAAGCCUUGCAGAACAACUUGAAUCAAUAAAAGGAUCUUUGGAUGAGCGGAGCUCAUCAUCCCUUUCAUUAUUUUUGGAGUGCAAGAAGGAUCUCGAUGGUUUGGGUGGAACAAGUAAUGAGAUUGAUCUAUUGAUCAAAACAAUACACUCUUUGCAUGCUUUGCGAGAAGUAAUUGUGAAUGGUCUUGAAAGCGGUCUUCGAAAUGAUGCCCCUGAUACUGCGAUUGCAAUGCGACAAAAGUGGCGUCUUUGUGAGAUUGGACUUGAGGACUAUGCAUUUGUACUUCUGAGCAGGUUUCUCAAUGCACUUGAAGCUCUGGGAGGGGUUCAUUGGCUUGCAGAGAAUGUGGAAUCAAAGAAUGUUAGCUCUUGGGAAAAUCCAUUUAGAGCUCUCAUUCUUGGCAUUCGUCAGCUGGGGCUAUCCAGUUGGAAGCCUGAAGAAUGUGCUGCUAUUGGAAAUGAACUUCUGGCAUGGCAAGAAAAGGGUCUUUUAGAAAGAGAAGGUAGUGAAGAUGGUAAGACAGUUUGGGCACUAAGGCUCAAAGCUACCCUUGAUAGAUCUCGGAGGCUGACGGAAGAAUAUUCUGAGGCACUUCUUCAGAUAUUUCCUUCAAAAGUCCAGACAUUAGGGAAAGCUCUUGGAAUUCCUGAAAACAGUGUGAGGACAUACACUGAAGCUGAAAUUCGUGCUGGUGUAAUUUUUCAGGUUUCAAAACUUUGUACGCUUCUUUUAAAAGCUAUCAGAACCACACUUAGGUCUCAGGGUUGGGAUGUCCUUGUUCCAGGAGCUGCUUUUGGAACCCUAAUACAGGUUGAGAGCAUUGUCCCUGGGACACUGCCAUCAUCUGUAACCGGACCUGUUAUUCUUGUGGUCAGCAAAGCAGAUGGAGAUGAAGAGGUAACUGCUGCCGGGAGCAAUAUAGUUGGAGUUGUACUUCUGCAGGAGCUGCCUCACUUAUCUCAUCUUGGUGUUAGGGCACGACAAGAGAAUGUUGUAUUUGUGACAUGUGAAGAUGAUGACAAAGUUGUUGAGUUGCAAAAACUCAAUGGAAAAUAUGUGAGGUUAGAAGCAUCUUCAACGUGUGUUAAUAUAAUUCCAUCUUUGUCGGAUGCUCAAAGUGGCGAUUCUCCUGUAAAGAAUCUUUCAACUAACGGCUCAUCCACAGUUGGAAUCCCAGGGGAAAAUCAUUCAUCCUGGUCUUCUGUCAAAACCCCUUACUCAAAUCAGGUUGAAUCUACUGGAGGCGUUGUACUGCUUGCUGAUGCAGAUAUACAAACUUCUGGUGCGAAGGCUGCUGCUUGUGGUCACCUAGCUUCUUUGGCAGCGGCUUCUGAUAAAGUCCACAGUGACCAAGGAGUGCCAGCUUCAUUUAAUGUCCCAGCAGGAGCUGUAUUACCUUUUGGUUCGAUGGAGCUGGCUUUAGAGCAAAGCAAGUCCAUGGAAACCUUUAGGUGCUUGGUGGAACAGAUAGAAACAGCCAAAUUGGAAGGUGGCGAACUUGACAGACUCUGCGACCAACUCCAGGAAUUGAUCUCCUCUCUGCAGCCUCCAAAGGACACCAUCAAAAACCUAGGGAGAAUAUUUCCAGGCAAUGCACGUUUGAUUGUCCGUUCAAGUGCUAAUGUUGAAGACUUGGCUGGAAUGUCAGCUGCCGGACUUUAUGAAUCAAUUCCGAAUGUCAGUCCUUCAAAUCCAAUAACUUUUGGGAAUGCUGUUAGCCGAGUAUGGGCUUCACUCUACACUCGAAGAGCAGUUUUAAGCCGUAGAGCUGCUGGAGUACCUCAGAAGGAGGCUGCAAUGGCCGUUCUUGUGCAAGAAAUGCUUUCACCUGAGUUAUCCUUUGUACUCCACACAUUAAGCCCGGUAGACAAUGACGAAAAUUCUGUUGAGGCUGAGAUUGCUCCUGGGCUUGGCGAAACACUAGCUUCGGGCACCCGAGGCACCCCAUGGCGUUUGUCUUCAGGAAAGUUUGAUGGUCUGGUGAGCACAUUGGCAUUUGCAAAUUUCAGCAAGGAGAUGGUGGUCCUUGGUUCGGGUCCUGCUGAUGGGGAAGUUCUCCAUUUGACUGUAGAUUAUAGCAAGAAACCCUUGACAUUGGACCCAAUCUUUCGGCGUCAGCUUGGUCAGCGCCUUUGUGCUGUAGGUUUCUUCCUUGAGCGAAAGUUUGGCUGCCCUCAGGAUGUUGAAGGAUGCGUGGUUGGCAAGGAAAUCUUCAUUGUCCAGACACGUCCUCAACCCCGAUAAGUGCUGCCUCCAUUGUUCAGCCGUGCUGCUUGCUGUGAUGCCAGUUAAGGACACACUGCUAUUUAAGAUGCUCCUCCUCGCAGGUAUGUGUAGCACAACAGAUAAGCCCCAUGUAUAAUUUCAGGUCUCACUAAAAAGAGGUAAAUUUUCAUGGAACACCUCGCCUGCACAUCAACUGCCGAAAUUAGACAAACAAUAAUUUGUAAAUUUUAAUGGCUCCCAGUAUGUAAUAAUGUAUGUGGUUCAUCGAAUAUGUCGGUUGCUAUCAAACAGUUGCAAUAAAAAUGUCGGAUUUCGUUAAUUUAAUUUUUAAUAUAUAUAUAUAUUUUUAUU